AGAGAGCGAGUGAGUGAGUGGCGGCGGCGGCGGCGCCGUUACGGAGCUGACGGAGCGCGCUGGAGACGAAGGGAUCUAUCUGCAUGAGAAGUCAAGAAGGAAGGAAAUAGCAGAGGAGAAUAAUUGGAAUGCUCCCAUAAGCCUCUCUUCUAAGGUGGAACGCUACUUUUGUUAAAUACAGACAAGCUUAUGUUGAGUAUGAGUCUUGUUAUGAUUAGCGAGAAUGUAAAACUGGCCCGUGAAUACGCGCUGCUGGGAAACUAUGAUUCUGCAAUGGUCUACUACCAAGGAGUACUCGACCAAAUGAAUAAAUACCUCUACUCUGUCAAAGAUACAUAUCUGCAACAGAAAUGGCAACAGGUUUGGCAGGAGAUAAGUGUGGAAGCUAAGCACGUGAAGGAUAUAAUGAAAACACUGGAAAGCUUUAAAUUAGAUUGCACUCCCUUGAAAGCAGCACAGCAAGAAUUACCAGCUCGUGAUGGAGAAGUGUGGUCCUUGCCUGUGCCAGCUGAACGUAGACCUUCUCCAGGAGCCAGAAAACGUCAGUCUGUUCAGUGCAAUGAUUGCAGAGGCCACAAUAACCGUGUAAGUGCAGCUGUCAGAGGCCCUCACCGGCCCGCCUCUCGAAAUCCUAAUGAUAAAGGGAAAGCAGUCCGUGGCCGAGAAAGGAAGGAUCAGCAGAAUAAAGGAAGAGAGGAAAAGAACAAGUCGUCAUCUGAUGUUUCAGAAUCUGAGCCAAAGAGGUUUGACGGUACUGGGUAUGAUAAAGACUUAGUAGAAGCUUUGGAAAAAGAUAUUAUUUCUCAAAAUCCCAAUGUUCGAUGGGAUGAUAUAGCUGACUUAGUUGAUGCCAAAAAAUUGCUCAAAGAAGCUGUAGUCUUACCAAUGUGGAUGCCAGAAUUCUUUAAGGGAAUUAGAAGACCGUGGAAGGGUGUGCUGAUGGUUGGUCCACCUGGUACUGGAAAGACUCUCCUUGCAAAAGCUGUAGCUACUGAAUGCAAAACAACAUUUUUCAACAUCUCUUCAUCAACACUUACUUCAAAAUACAGAGGAGAAUCUGAGAAACUUGUCCGCCUGCUGUUUGAAAUGGCUCGAUUUUAUGCACCAACAACUAUAUUUAUUGAUGAGAUAGACUCUAUCUGUAGUCGCAGAGGAACCUCGGAGGAGCAUGAAGCCAGCCGACGGGUAAAAGCAGAACUACUUGUUCAGAUGGAUGGCGUUGGAGGGGCUGCUGAAAAUGAUGAUCCUUCCAAAAUGGUUAUGGUACUUGCUGCUACUAAUUUUCCUUGGGAUAUUGAUGAGGCCCUAAGACGACGACUAGAAAAGAGAAUUUACAUUCCUUUACCAUCAGCAAAAGGCAGAGAAGAACUCUUACGGAUAAACCUGCGGGAGUUGGAGCUGGCUGAUGAUGUUGACCUUGCAAAUAUAGCUGAAAAAAUGGAAGGUUAUUCUGGUGCAGACAUUACCAAUGUAUGCAGGGAUGCAUCACUGAUGGCUAUGAGAAGGCGAAUUGAGGGCUUGACACCAGAAGAAAUCAGAAAUCUUUCCAGGGAUGAAAUGCACAUGCCUACAACUAUGGAGGAUUUUGAAAUGGCUUUAAAAAAGGUUUCUAAAUCGGUAUCUGCUGCGGACAUUGAGAAAUAUGAAAAAUGGAUUGUUGAAUUUGGAUCAUGCUAAGUCUUCCUAACCAAACUUCCCCAGAAAACCUGUCUUAAAACAGCUUCAGAAGUAAUGAAAGGUAGCGUUCAUGUGCACUAAGUGCUAUUUUUUUAACUUUCUUAAACUUAAGAGCAACAUGAUUCUGAAUAAAGUAAUUUUUUAAAUUGCAUGUCACUUCUGCCUCUUAUUUGAAUUUACUCAGAACAAGUCUCCCUUUAUCUAUGUCCCUUUUAAAGAUAUAAAUGUCAUCAAUCAAAUGUUUUGGUUUUUGUUUUGUUUUAAUUGAAUAUUGGGAUUUGUUCACCAGGGGGAUCUCCUAUGAACUCUUUCACUAGUCCAGAAGCUGGUCAUCUUUGUGCUUGUUAGUUCCUGAUACUGUGAAUCUCAACACAAGAAGAAGAUGAUUCACUAAACAGUGGUGCCCAUUCAUCUUUAGCAAAUUUUGCCAUCUAAAUGUUCCUGCAUCUGUUAAAAGAAAUUGUGACAAGACUAAGGUGCAAAAACUCUGAAACUUGUAACCCUUAAUAAAUUAAACUUGAGAUGCAUUGGGAAAAGCAUUUCCUUAGAUAUGCUGUACAACUCUGAUUAAUACCAGACUAUUUUGCCAGCACUGCUGCUGGGUCAGGGUUGCAGUCU
Messenger RNA from Trachemys scripta elegans, 2295 nucleotides. RefSeq names its product katanin catalytic subunit A1 (gene KATNA1). NCBI's taxonomy places the organism in Eukaryota, Metazoa, Chordata, Testudines, Emydidae. Gene Ontology annotation, biological process: microtubule severing. Gene Ontology annotation, molecular function: microtubule binding; ATP hydrolysis activity; ATP binding. Gene Ontology annotation, cellular component: microtubule cytoskeleton. The record is from RefSeq and is a predicted model, not a curated record. The coding region runs from base 190 to 1677 and encodes 495 amino acids. The transcript is spliced from 12 exons.